Messenger RNA from Rhea pennata, 1512 nucleotides. It is a transcript of the gene AUP1, whose product is annotated as AUP1 lipid droplet regulating VLDL assembly factor. The record is from RefSeq and is a predicted model, not a curated record. Bases 92 to 1390 code for a protein of 432 amino acids. NCBI's taxonomy places the organism in Eukaryota, Metazoa, Chordata, Aves, Rheiformes, Rheidae. The transcript has 12 exons. Gene Ontology annotation, molecular function: ubiquitin binding. Gene Ontology annotation, cellular component: endoplasmic reticulum membrane.
CUCCCAGGCUGCCCCGCGCGGGCGGGCGGGCGGUCGCGGGGAAGAUGGCGGCGGGUGGCGGGUGCCGCUGAGGCGCCGAGUCCGCGCGGGGAUGGAGCCUUCUCCGGCCCCGGGUCCCGAGCGGCUCUUCGACUCGCACCGGUUCCCAACUGAUGGGUUCCUGCUUCUGGCCCUGCUGCUCUACGCGCCCGUGGGGCUCUGCCUGCUCGUCCUGCGCCUCUUCAUUGGCGUCCACGUCUUCCUGGUCAGCUGUGCCCUGCCUGACAGCGUGCUGCGAAGAUUUAUUGUACGUGUAAUGUGCUCUGUGCUGGGCUUAUUUGUGCGGCAAAGUGAUCCCCGGCUUCGUGAUGUCAAUGUGAGGGUGUAUAUUGCCAACCACGUGACACACUUUGAUCACAAUGUCAUCAACCUUCUGACCUCAUGUAAUACGCCUGCAUUGAAUGGUGCUCCUGGCUUCAUCUGCUGGUCACGGGGGUUCAUGGAGCUGGGAGUAACAGGAAGCCGAGCAGAGCUGGUGGAUUCCCUGAAGGCAUAUUCCUCUCACAGAGGAAACCCGCCGCUGCUGCUGUUCCCAGAGGAGGCUGCCACUAAUGGUCGAGCUGGUUUGCUCCGCUUCAGCUCUUGGCCAUUCUCAAUCGUGGAUAUGGUGCAGCCAGUUGCCCUGCAAGUUCAGAGACCUUUGAUCACUGUGAGUGUGGCUGACUCCUCCUGGAUUACGGAGCUUCUCUGGACCUUCUUUGUUCCCUUCACAGUUUACCAAGUAAGGUGGAUGCCGUCUGUCCCCAGACGAGCUGAAGAACUGAGUGAAGAUUUUGCGCUCCGAGUUCAGGAGCUCUUAGCCAUGGAGCUGGGUGUGGUAUCCACACGGCUCACUGCAGCAGAUAAAACUGAACACAUGAAGAGACUGAGACACACGUCACUUCUCCCCUUUGCCCCAGCCCCAACCCUGGCAGCCAGGCCCAGGAUGCCUUCCAGCUUGACUGGUGCUGGGUCCUUUGCUCCUGAGGAUGUGAGGAUCACAGCAAUGGCUCAGCGGGUCAAGGAGGUGCUGCCUCAUGUGCCUCUGGAGGUCAUCAGGACAGACCUGGCCCAGACCAAUUGUGUGGAUACCACCAUUGCCAACUUGCUGGAGGGAAGAGUGCCCUUCUUCCCUGAAAGUAAGGAGGUUAAUUCAGACCUGCCUGUCCCGUCUACGUCCCAGGCUGCAGCUGCUUCUGGCAUCCAGGGUUCCAUAGCUGUGUCUUCUUCCAAGCCAGCUACAAAGCAGUUUGCAAAGUCCCCUGUGGAGCGGCAUCUGUCCUUGCAGGAGCGGAAACGAGCACUCUACGACUAUGCCAGGAGGAGGUUCGCCGAGAAGCACGGCGCAGCGCGGGCCGGCGGCAGCCCCUGACCGGCCGCACCGGGACCGGGACUGGGACCGGGACUGGGACCGGAGCCGCGUGGCGGCGGGCGCUGCCCGGCCGGAGCCGCGGGCUUGUGCGGUCGCGGCGGAAAUAAACGGCAGUGCCUGGG